AUGCGCCAAUCACUGAGCCUCCUUGCGGCCAUUUCCCGCACCCAGCCCUCAAAACUGAAGAAGCCAGCAGUCAGUCUAGAUCAUUUUAUCCAAAGGCAAAGGGUACUAUCACUAUGGCGUGAGAUUGUGAGAGCAUUGCACAAAGCCCCGCCUUCUCCGACAAGAGAUGAGCUGCGCUCAUAUGCUCGGCACGAAUUCGAGCGGAAUCGUGAUGUUUCGGAUUUAGUAGGUAGCCCUAGCCCCUAG
Penicillium cataractarum is the source of this 246-nucleotide messenger RNA. RefSeq names its product LYR motif-containing protein 2. The record is from RefSeq and is a predicted model, not a curated record. NCBI's taxonomy places the organism in Eukaryota, Fungi, Ascomycota, Eurotiomycetes, Eurotiales, Aspergillaceae. Gene Ontology annotation, cellular component: mitochondrion. The coding region runs from base 1 to 246 and encodes 81 amino acids. The transcript has 3 exons.